AUGGCUGCUCUAUCAUCAUGUCAAGGAGAUUUAGCCAAAACUAUCGAUCAUUUUAUAACAUUAGGUGAUAAUAUGAUAUCAAUUCAAAAUCAAUUACAAAGUGAUGUUACAUCGGCAUCAUUAGCAGCAGUACCUACAUCAGUUCCAAUAACGAAAUCGGCCUUUACACCUAUAGCAACAUUACCAACACCACAUCAAAAUGGACCAUCUUUCGAUUUUCGUCCGUCCAUGUUUUUUCCUCCUCAACUUCUUCCUCCACAAGCAAACAACUCGAAUCAACGCGAACCUCAUUUAUCAUUAUUACCACCCCCACCAUUACCUUCUGCACAUCAAUUUGCCGGUCUCUAUCCACCGCCACCACUACCAGCCAAUUUCCUUCAUCACUUUGCUCAGACCCAUCCAGUAGCUUUUGCAACGGCUUAUGAAAAAUUCUUUAAACGCCAUCAACAAGAAGCCGCUGCAGC
Messenger RNA from Adineta ricciae, 464 nucleotides. Lineage: Eukaryota; Metazoa; Rotifera; Eurotatoria; Adinetida; Adinetidae. The record is from the annotation of a GenBank genome assembly.